UCCCAGCGUGGAAAAUGCACACCCCCUCCAUCCUUGCAUACCAGCAAGCGAAAGGAGAUAGUCAGAAAGCUAUUUACAUCCUUUUAUUUCUGACUGUUCAGUUGUACAGAAAACAUGUCCGAUCAGUUCAAUCUCCUCCUAGCAAGUGACUCAAACUUCCUUUACAAAUGCAACAGGAAGGUCUCAUAUUACACUGAGAACAAAGCUUUGAGAAAUCUCGGGAACAUUCUUUCCCAUAGCUAGCCACAUCAUGUGAUGUAAACACCGAGCUGCCAGUUUGCAGCUGCGUUGUAUCCAUAUCGUAAAAGCCAGUAGGAUUCAUCUCCCUCUCCAUGCCCCCAUGAACCACUUGAAUUUGGCUCUAGGGCAUUGGAAGGGAACCUCUACAGAACAACUCACGAGGAGAGGAGAAAGUGGACCCUUCCAUCCGGCAAACUGGAAUGCUUGCGUAGGCAGAAUGAUUUGAAAACCAAAAGGUGGAGUACCACCUAUUUGCACAAAGACGAAUUCCCAUAGUUAAAAUGCAGAAUAAAAGAAUUCAAUUAAAGCAUUAAAAUAGGUGCCCAUAAUUAAAAUGUGCAGCAAAGCAAUCUUAUUGAAAUAACACAGCAAUUAACAGGAAGAAAACCACAGAGCAUUGUGUAGCAGAUCAUAUUUCUGCUGUCUCAGAGGAGGACAUCUCCCUUUUUCUUUUAGGGUCCAGUGUGCUUUGAAGAUGUUGCUGUUCGUUUCACGGACGAGGAGUGGGCGUUGCUGGAUCCUGACCAGAGAGCUCUGCAUAAGGACGUCAUGAAGGAGAAUUGUGGGAUCGUGGCCUCUCUUGAUUGUGAUGAAUUGGAAAGGAAGAACAAAGAAGAACACAACACAAUCUGCAGAGUGGAGAAGGCACGUAAAAAAUUGGAGUGUGGAAAGAGCUGCAGUCAGAGCUCCCAUUCCACUUCCCAUAAAAGAAAUUUCUUUCGAAAGAAACCCUAUCGGUGCAUGGAAUGUGGAAAGAUAUUCAGUACGAGCUCCUCUCUCACUUCACAUCAAAGAAUUCAUAGAGGGGAGAAACCCUGUCAGUGCAUGGAAAGUGGAAAGAGCUUCACUUAUAGCUCCCAUCUCACUUCCCAUCAAAGAAUUCAUACAGGGGAGAAACAAUAUAAUUGCUUUGAAUGUGGAAAGAGCUUUAGUAAGAGCUGUAAUCUCACUUCCCAUCACAGAAUUCAUACAGGGGAGAAACCCUAUCAGUGCGUGGAAUAUGGAAAGAGCUUCAGUCACAGCCACAGCCUCACUUCCCAUCAAAGAAUUCAUACAGGGAAGAAAACAUAUAAUUGCUUUGAAUGUGGAAAGAGCUUUAGUAGGAGCUGUAAUCUCACUUCCCAUCACAGAAUUCAUACAGGAGAGAAACCCUAUCAGUGCGUGGAAUGUGGAAAGAGCUACAGUCACAGCAGCAGUCUCACUUACCAUCGAAGAAUUCAUACAGGGGAGAAACCCUAUCAGUGCAUGGAAUGUGGAAAGAGCUACAGUCACAGCAGCAGUCUCACUUACCAUCGAAGAAUUCAUACAGGGGAGAAACCCUAUCAGUGCAUGGAAUGUGGAAAGAGCUUCACUGAUAGCUCCCAUCUCAUUUCCCAUUACAGAAUUCAUACAGGGGAGAAACCCUAUCAGUGCAUGGAAUAUGGAAAGAGUUUCAUUCAGAGCUCCUCUCUCACUUCCCAUCAUAAAAUUCAUACAAGAGAGAGACCCUAUCAGUGCAUGGAAUGUGGAGAGAGCUUCACUCAGAGCUCCUCUCUCACUUUCCAUCAGAAAAUUCAUACAAGAGAGAAACCCUAUCAGUGCGUGGAAUGUGGAAAGAGCUUCACUGAUAGCUCCAAACUCACUUCCCAUCAAAGAAUCCAUACAGGGGAGAAACCCUAUCAGUGUGUGGAAUGUGGAAAGAGCUUCGGUACAAGCUCCGAUCUCACUAAACAUCAAAGAAUUCAUUCAGGGGAGAGACCCUAUCAGUGUGUGGAAUGUGGAAAGAGCUUCGGUACAAGUUCCGUUCUCACUAAACAUCAAAGAAUUCAUACAGGGGAGAAACCCUAUCAGUGCAUGGAAUGUGGAAAGAGCUUCAGUCACAGCCACAGCCUCACUUCCCAUCAAAGAAUUCAUACAGGGGAGAAACCAUAUAAUUGCUUUGAAUGUGGAAAGAGCUUUAGUAAGAGCUGUAAUCUCACUAGGCAUCAAAGAAUUCAUACAGGAGAGAAACCCUAUCAGUGCGUGGAAUGUGGAAAGAGUUACAUCCAGAGAGUUCAUCUGAAUACCCAUCAAAGAAUUUAUAGAGGGGAGAAACAAUAUAAAUGCUUUGAAUUUGGAAAGAGCUUCAGGAAGAGCUGCUCUCUCACAUCUCAUCAAAGAAUUCACACAGGGGAGAAACCCUAUCAGUGUGUGCAAUGUGGGAAGAGCUUCACUCAUAACUCCUCUCUCACUUCCCAUCAAAGAACUCAUACAGGGGAGAAUCACGAAAUUAAACCCUAUCGGUGCAUGGAAUGUGGAAAGAUAUUCAGUACGAGCUCCUCUCUCACUUCACAUCGAAGAAUUCAUACAGGGGAGAAACCCUAUCAGUGUGUGGAAUGUGGAAAGAGCUUCAGGGAGAGCUCCGAUCUCACUAGGCAUCAAAGAAUUCAUACAGGGGAGGAACCAUAUCAGUGCAUGGAAUGUGGGAAGAGCCUCAGUAGCAGCUCCGAUCUUACUAAGCAUCAAAGAAUUCAUACGGGGGAGAAACCAUAUCAGUGCAUGGAAUGUGGAAAGAGCUUCAGUCAGAGCCACAGUCUCACUUCCCAUCAAAGAAUUCAUACAGGGGAGAAACCCUAUCAGUGCAUGGAAUGUGGAAAGAGCUUCAGGAAGAGCUCCGAUCUCACUAGGCAUCAAAGAAUUCAUACGGGGGAGAAACCAUAUCAGUGUGUGGAAUGUGGAAAGAGCUUCAGUAGCAGCUCCGAUCUUACUAAGCAUCAAAGAAUUCAUACGGGGGAGAAACCAUAUCAGUGUGUGGAAUGUGGAAAGAGCUUCAGUAGCAGCUCCGAUCUCACUAAGCAUCAAAGAAUUCAUACGGGGGAGAAACCCUAUCAGUGUAUGAAAUGUGGAAAGAGCUUCGUUCAAAGCCGCAGUCUCACUUCCCAUCAAAGAAUUCAUACAGGGGAGAAACCCUAUCAGUGCGUGGAAUGUGGAAAGAGCUUCACUGAUCGAUCCCAUCUCACGCCCCAUCAAAGAAUUCAUACAGGGGAGAAACCCUAUCAGUGCGUGGAAUGUGGAAAGAGCUUCAGGAAGAGCUCCGAUCGCACUAGGCAUCAGAGAAUUCAUACAGGGGAGAAACCCUAUCAGUGCAUGGAAUGUGGAAAGAGCCUCAGUACGAGCUCCUGUCUCGCUAUCCAUCAAAAAAUUCAUACAGGGGAGAAACCAUAUAAUUGCUUUGAAUGUGGGAAGAGCUUUAGUAGGAGCUGUAAUCUCACUUCCCAUCAAACAAUUCAUACAGGGGAAAAACCAUAUCAGUGUGUGGAAUGUGGAAAGAGCUUCGCUCAUAUCUACAAACUCACUUCCCAUCAAAGAAUUCAUAGAGGGGAGAAACCAUAUAAAUGCUUUGAAUGUGGGAAGAGCUUCACUCAUAACUCCUCUCUCACUUCCCAUCAAAGAAUUCAUACAGGGGAGAAUCACGGAAUUGUAGAAUUGUGGAGCUGGAAGUGAUCCCUGGUGCAAUCUAUUCAACCCCAUGUGAUGCUGGCAUAGCAAGUGAAGCAUCCAUGACAGAUGACCAUCCAACUUCACUUGAAAACCUCAAAGGAUGGAAAUUCCAGAACUCCCAAGGGAGUCCAAUCCACUAACAGCUCUUGCUGUCAAAAAGUUCUUCCGCAUGUUUAGUCAGUCUUGUUUUUUUUAAAUAAAAAACUUGAUGCCA
Podarcis raffonei (Aeolian wall lizard) is the source of this 3913-nucleotide messenger RNA. RefSeq names its product zinc finger protein 91-like. Gene Ontology annotation, biological process: regulation of DNA-templated transcription. The record is from RefSeq and is a predicted model, not a curated record. NCBI's taxonomy places the organism in Eukaryota, Metazoa, Chordata, Lepidosauria, Squamata, Lacertidae. The transcript has 3 exons. Gene Ontology annotation, cellular component: nucleus. Bases 790 to 3702 code for a protein of 970 amino acids.